This is a messenger RNA of Knipowitschia caucasica, 276 nucleotides long. Lineage: Eukaryota; Metazoa; Chordata; Actinopteri; Gobiiformes; Gobiidae. The record is from the annotation of a GenBank genome assembly.
AUGAUUAGUUUAAUACGGUGGAGGAAGAAGGAGAAGGAGAAGAAGAAGAAGGAGAUGAAGAAGAAGAAGGAGAUGAAGAAGAAGAAAGAGAUGAAGAAGAAGAAGGAGAUGAAGGAGGAGAAGGAGAAGAAGGAGAUGAAGAAGGAGAAGGAGAAGAAGAAGAAGGAGAAGAAGAAGGAGAAGAAGGAGAAGAAGAAGGAGAUGAAGAAGAAGAAGGAGAAGAAGAAGAAGGAGAAUAAGAAGGAGAAGAAGAAGAAGGAGAAGAAGAAGAAAUAG